UUACCCAAUUUUUUGGCGACACGUUUUAAACCAGAUUGACCAAAACCAUUGAUAAAAUCUUAAAAUAUAAAAAAUUUUCUGAAAUUGUUUAAUGUUACUGGAAGUAUUUUCUUUAUUAUUCCUUGUUCCGCAAAUAAAAUGUGUAGCUGUGGUUUCCAUUGAUUUUGGUUGUGAAUGGGUAAAAAUGGGGAUAGUAAAACCUGGCAUGCCAAUGGAAGUUAUUCUGACACCAGAUACAAGAAGAAAAAUUAACAAUAUAGUUGGAAUUAAAAAUGAAGAAAUUUUAAUAGGGGAUCCUGCUAUAACCUAUUGUCAAAGGCAGCCCAAACAUGUUUAUUCUUAUUUGCUGGAACUCUUAGGCAAAAACAUGUAUAAUUCAGAAGUUGAAGAAUAUAGACAUUAUUUUCCUCAAUAUGAGCUGGGAUCAACACGGGAUGAAAUGGCAUUUACAUUCAUGCUUAAAAAUGAAACAUUUUUACCCGAGGAACUGAUGGCAAUGGUGCUGGCAUACUGCAAAGAUAUCGCUUCGUCUUUUGCUAAUAACCACCCUAUAGUAGGUUACAUUGUAACGGUGCCCCCUUACUUCAACCAAGCCGAAAGGAGGGCUCUGAUCAAGGCUGCUCGAAUAGCCGAUUUAAAGUUGUUCCAGGUCAUGAACGAUAAUACUGCCGUGGCUCUAAAUUAUGGGUUGUUCAGGCAAAAGCAAUUUACUUCCGAUCCCCAAUACAUUUUGUUCUAUGAUAUGGGAGCCUGCGGUACCCACGCUUCCGUAGUUGCCUAUCAAAACGUUCAAACGCGAGAAAACGAUUCUGCCAGUAUUUUCCCACAACUCACUAUUAAAGGAUUCGGAUUUGACCGCAAAUUAGGUGGCAAGGUAUUUCAAAUGCGCCUAAGAGACUUCUUAGCUUCCACUUUCAACCAACAAGAGCAAAAAAAUGAUCCAUCGGUAGAUGUAACGGCCGACUACAAGGCUAUGAAUAAGAUAUUUGUUGAGGCUGGUAGGACUAUGAAAGUUCUUAGCGCCAACACUGAGUAUUUUGCUGAAGUUGAAGAUUUGAUCAAUGACAUAAACAUGAAAAUUAAAGUUACUAGAAAAAAAUUUGAAGAUUUAUGCGAAGAUCUAUUUGAAAGAGUUAAAGAUCCAUUGUUAGAAGCUCUUAAAACAUCUGGAGUUGACCAAAGCGAAGUAGAACAAAUCAUAUUAUUUGGAGCUGGUACACGAAUUCCAAAAGUUCAAGAAAUGUUGAAACCUUACUCUAAUAACGAGUUGGGGAAAUCUAUAAACACUGACGAAGCUGCAGCUUUAGGUGCUGUAUAUCAAGCUGCCUAUCUAAGUCAAGGCUUUAAAGCUAAGAGAUUUAUCAUCAAAGAUGUAACUCUUUACCCAAUAAAAAUUGAAUUCGACAAAGAAACAGCUCAAGAAAUCACCGAUAACACCGUCGAUGAUCGUAUUCUUGAAUCCCCCCAACCUCCCCUUAAAAUGAUGACAACCAAACAUGUAUCUAAAACUUUGAUGAAUAGAUUUAAUCCGUGUCCUCAGAAAAAGGUUAUAACCUUCAACCGAAACACGAGAGACUUUACUUUUAACGUUAGUUAUGGUGAUCUAGGCUUUAUGGAUAUGGAACAGAUAAACAAUUUUGCCUCCUUCAAUCUUUCCCAAAUAUCCGUCAAAGGUGUCGAAUCCAUAAUGGAAAAAUACGCAUUAGACCCCGACAUCCAGUACAAAGGUGUCAAAGCUCAUUUUGUGCUCGAUGAUAGUUGUUUAGUGACUUUGGAGAAAGUGGAUAUCCAUUUUGAAAGAACUGGUGUUAAGCCGGAGGAAUCUACUUUAUCAAGAAUUGGUAGUAAAAUCAAAAAUUUCUUCACUGGGGCCAAGGGAGAUGAUGUUAUAGAAGAAAUUUUAAAGCCAGAAGAAGUGAAUCACGAAAAUGACAAUUCAGCACCUGAUAAUGGUAACAUAAAAGGGGAUGAUCUAGAUAAUGACGUUAAAAAAUCCAAGACCUCAAAAACCACACAAGAUGAAAAUAGCUCAGAUAAGAAUGAGACCGUGACUCCCGAAAAUAACUCGUCUCUCCAUAAUCAAACUCCCGAAUUCGAAGUGAAUUCUACUGAAAUCCCCAAAAAUCAAACUUAUCAUUUAACGGAAAUAUUGGAAUACGAUUUUGUGGAUUUAGAUUUUCCUCAAAUGAGUGAGCUAGAAGCCAACGCAAGUCAAUUAAGAUUGAACAUUUACAAAAAGAAAGAAGCGGACAGGAAAGAUCUAGACGAGCUUAGAAACUCGCUUGAGUCAUUCCUUUUUAAUACGAAAGACAAAAUCGGGAAUGAUGAGAUUUUCAAAAAUUUUACUACAGCUGUCGAACGCGAAAGUAUUUUGGAAAAGUUGGCAGGUGUUGAUAGUUGGUAUGAAGAGAAUGGCUAUAGCGCCAAUAGAAAGACUCUUAAAUCUAAACUAACUGAACUCAAAAAAUUGUUAAAACCUGCUAGCGAUAGAAUAGAGGAAUACGAAAAAAUUUUUAAAGCCUUAGACCAUAUGUAUAGGGCUUUCAACGAUUCGCAAACCUUCCUGGAUGUCACGAAAAAUUUAAGCUUUCCUACUAAUAUACCUAUUUUUACGGACGUCGAAAUUUCCAAACUUGAAAAUUUGAUAUAUAGCACUAUGGAAUGGUUCAACGAUACCAUCGCUCAGAUAAAUAAAUUGGAGCUCUACAAGGACCCGAGCAUAAAAAGUGAAGAAAUCGAAGAUAGAACUAGGGAAUUAGAAAGAGAAGUAAAUUACCUUAGAAAAAAGGGGAGAGCUGAAGCCCUAAAUCAAGCCAAAAAAUUUAGCGAAGAUUUAAAUCUAAAAGAUGGCAUACUUAAGCAACAAAAAAAAGAAGGUGAUGGUGGUGACACUAAACAAUCAAACGGAGAGCCAGGUAGCCAAGAUAAAUCAGAUGGUGCCGAAAUUAACAACAAAAAAAAGGGUGCCAAACAAUCGUCAACCAAAAAAAGCAAAACUAAAAAAAAAGAAAAACCUGGGAAAAAGUUUAAACUAGAACCGUCUCUUGAACCAGAAGAAGAGGAUCUCACGUUUAAAGAUGACAUAAAACAUAAAGACAUACAUGUUUCCGAUGAACUAUAACUACGUCUUGUUAUAAAACAGCAAACUACCUUCUUGUCAAAAAAAAUAUAGAUAAUUAUUAAUUAAUAUAUGAAACCUACUGGUGUAUUUUUUUAUAAUUUAUUACAAUAUACUCACUUAAAAUAUGAUUGCUAUGAAAAUGUAAUGAUUGUAUCAUAUGUUUUUGCUCCACAUAAUUUUUUAUUUAGGA
Molecule: messenger RNA, 3311 nt
Organism: Gordionus sp. m RMFG-2023
Lineage: Eukaryota; Metazoa; Nematomorpha; Gordioida; Chordodea; Parachordodidae
Product: hypoxia up-regulated protein 1-like
Exons: 25
Coding region: 92-3121 (1009 amino acids)
Biological process (GO): endoplasmic reticulum unfolded protein response
Cellular component (GO): endoplasmic reticulum chaperone complex
Molecular function (GO): ATP-dependent protein folding chaperone; ATP binding
Source: RefSeq, a predicted model, not a curated record